Molecule: messenger RNA, 2040 nt
Organism: Capra hircus (goat)
Lineage: Eukaryota; Metazoa; Chordata; Mammalia; Artiodactyla; Bovidae
Gene: TMEM161A
Product: transmembrane protein 161A
Exons: 12
Coding region: 186-1721 (511 amino acids)
Source: RefSeq, a predicted model, not a curated record
UUCCAUAAACAUAUAUGGAAAUAUGUUUAAAAUGUUGUUAGUAGCACUUGGUGAGAAAAUUCCUAAUUAAAAAAAUUCAUCCCACUCAAAUGUGUAAAUGUUAAUCCUGAAACAGGUAGUGGCCAGAAAUAGACCAGACCUCUUUUCUUCUUGGUUGAUUACAAAGGAAGGGAGAGGGAGAAAGGAUGAUUUCAAUUUUCAGGGAUAACUUCAGAUGGAGGAAGACGUGGGGGACAGUCAGCUGGGUGAACAGUGAAGCUGGAAGUUCAGCUGAGACACAGUUGGCGGUCCUCGGAGUGCAGCUGGUGGUGACGCUGCUCACUGCCACCCUUAUGCAUAGGCUGGCGCCGCACUGCUCCUUCGCGCGCUGGCUGCUCUGCAACGGCAGUCUCUUCCGAUACAAGCACCCUUCGGAGGCAGAGCUGCGGGCCCUGGCAGGGAAGCAGAAGCCCAGGGGCAGGAAGGAGCGGCGGGCCAGUGGCUGUAUUGAGGAGAAGCCGUUAUCUGUGCCCCGAGACGCCCCGUUCCAGCUGGAGACCUGUCCGCUCACGGCUGUCGACGCGCUUGUCCUGUGCUUCUUCCUGGAGUACCAGUGGUUUGUGGACUUCGCCGUGUACUCAGGUGGCGUGUACCUCUUCACGGAGGCCUACUACUACGUGCUGGGCCCAGCCAAGGAGACCAACAUCGCGGUAUUCUGGUGUCUGCUCACCAUCGCUUUCUCUGUCAAGGUGUUCCUGACGGUGACCCGGCUGUACUUCAGCGCCGAGGAGGGAGGCGAGCGCUCCGUCUGCCUCACCUUUGCCUUCCUCUUCCUGCUGCUGGCCAUGCUGGCGCAGGUGGUGCGGGAGGAGACACUGGAGCUGGGCCUGGAGCCAGGCCUGGACAGUAUGUCCCAGAACUUGGAGCCACUUCUGAAGAUGCAAGGCUGGGACUGGGCUCUUCCUCUGGUCAAGCUGGCCAUCCGCGUGGGGCUGGCGGUGGUGGGCUCCAUGCUGGGUGCCUUCCUCACCUUCCCAGGCCUGCGACUGGCCCAGACCCACCACGAUGCACUGACCAUGUCUGAAGACCGGCCCAUGCUGCAGCUCCUCCUGCACACCAGCUUCCUAUCCCCCCUGUUUGUCCUGUGGCUGUGGACCAAGCCCAUGGCCCGGGACUUCCUGCACCAGGCUCCCUUGGGGCGCACGUCCUUCUCUCUGCUGUCUGACUCCGCCUUCGACUCGCUGCGCCUCUGGGUGCUGGUGGUACUGUGCCUGCUGCGGCUGGCGGUGACCCGGCCCCACCUGCAGGCCUACCUGUGCCUGGCCAAGACCCGCGUGGAACAGCUGCGGCGGGAGGCCGGCCGCAUCGAGGCCCGAGAGAUCCAGCAGCGGGUGGUGCGGGUGUACUGCUACGUGACAGUUGUGAGCCUGCAGUACUUGACUCCGCUCAUCCUCACGCUCAACUGCACGCUGCUGCUGAAGACCCUGGGCGGCUACUCCUGGGGCCUGGGCCCGGUCCCCACGCUGUCCCCUACCCCACCUUCAGCCCACGAUGGCCCAGUCGGCCCCGAGGAGGAUGAGGCCCAGCAGACUGCAGCCCUGAUCGCUGGGGCCCUGGGCAGCCUGCUCACACCCCUCUUCCUCCGCGGAGUCCUCGCCUUUCUCAUCUGGUGGAUCGCCGCCUGCCAACUGCUCUCCAGCCUCUUUGGCCUGUACUUCCACCAGCAUCUGGCGGGCUCGUAGCCCUCUUGCAGACACUCCUGUGGUCCUGGGUUUGGUCCUGGGCCAGUGGGCCCCAGCUCACCUCCUCGGUGUCCCCAGGUGCAAGGCGCUCCCGGGAGUUUCUGCCACGCGGCUCCCCCUUCACCACAGUGCCUGAGCCGUUGGCCCGGCCUUGGACGCUGAGCUUCUGCCUGGAAACCACCUCCCCAGACCAAGCAGCAGAGGGUCCCAGGGCCGGCCUCUGUUCCCAGAAGGCACCUGCCCAGUUUGACUGCAGGGGGCAUGUGUGGCGUCGGAGGGGGCACUCUUCUGAACAAAUAAAGGAGCGAGCCACUUUUAA